Molecule: messenger RNA, 1416 nt
Organism: Penicillium canescens
Lineage: Eukaryota; Fungi; Ascomycota; Eurotiomycetes; Eurotiales; Aspergillaceae
Exons: 1
Coding region: 1-1416 (471 amino acids)
Source: RefSeq, a predicted model, not a curated record
AUGGAUCCCAGCACAGGAACUCCCCUGUUCGUUGCCCAAGAGGCGCUGUGCUACUACCCAAUCAGCACAAUAUACAACUCAUGUCCCCGAUACCUGUUCUAUGCUCUCAUUCUGGCAAGCUGUGUAACCCGAUGGACUGGAUGGUUGGCGGACGUGUUUCUGGGCGCUGCGGCGACAUAUGCAGGGACGGCAGCCAUCCAAGCGUUCAUUCUCGUUUCCAGUCAACAAAAGCCACAGGAACCUAGUCUCAUUACUAUUCCGUUUAUAUCCUCAAACACGAGUCUCACGAAGGACUUUCCUCAACUGGUCACGGAAACGGACCAUCUCAUGCUUGCACCUGCCUCUUUGGAGUUGGAUGCCGAUGCCGUUCUUGCUAUUGUCGUUACUGGUUACCUGGUGUUCCUACCCCUCCAAAGCUGGUCGCGAGUCUUGACUCACGACCGAGCGCGCAACCUUUUGUUUUAUCUCUGGAAUAUCCUUAUGCUGGCGGGUUCGAUCUGUGCUCUGAUCUAUGCCGCGAAAGUACCAAAUACUCCGCUGCAGUACAUGUUUUGCUAUCCCGACUUCCCACCGUAUAGUGACACCUCAAGUGACGGUUGGGGGGACUCCUGGAGGACUUCGACUUGGAACAAUAGCGUGUGGGAGACAUUCUCGAAUACUUCACGCUGGGGCCAAAUCGGGGAUAUCUGCUAUAACCCCUGCUUCAAUACUAGCCAGAUUCUACGACAACAAAGCUCCUUGCACUCAGCUACGGUAACAGAAGAAGACUCCGCAGCGCCAUCAUCCCACGGAUUUUGGAACAAAAUUCUUUACUCGAAGCGGUACAUCUACAGUCUCAUCAUCCUAUGUCUCGUUCUCAACUGCCUACUGCUGGUCUUCAGGUUUCUCCCAUACAAAUCGCGAAUCCCCUCUUCUCAGAUCGUAGUUAUCUACAAAAGUCGACGGAAAAUCUGGACCGACUUCAAAGAAGAUGUUCGCAAUGGAGUGAAACGCCCAGUAAACGAGAAACCCGGAAAUGAAGAGGGCGGGAAUGCAACAUCUGUCGCCAAGCAACCCUCACAUUUGCGACGACUGCGGCCUUUCUUCACUUGGCAGUUUCUUAAGGCGUUUUUGCAUGUUUCAGUUGACGCUGGGAUUCUGUUCGGCAUUGUUUUCAGUAUGAUUAUUAGCCCAUUCACUAUCGUCGCAUUCGUCGUAUGGGUUGAGUGGACUCUAUACAACGACGGCCCAUCACAGGAGAGCCCACAACAGGUUGGACAGUGGGCGUAUCUGGUUUCGAUUGCACUUCUCGUGAUCUCCGCUGGGAUUUUAACACUAAAAUAUCGACUCGCCUCAUCCACAGAGUUGGACAAUGAGAUUGACGCUCUGCGAAAGCACUUGAGUGAUCUAGAGGAGAAGAGAGAAGCCCGGUCAUAA